AUGGCAUACAGUCGCCCAACGGACCUGGAUGGGUUCUACAUCCACCUUGCUAAACCCGAUACCAAAUUGAGGCAGCAAGUGGGCGCAGACCUUUUGACAUUUCUAGCAGAACCAUUAAAUUCCAUUGCAUGCCAGGAUAUAGGCUUGUUUGUCGACGGUCUGAUACCAUGGAUGCAAAGCAGCAACUACAAGGUAUCCAGCAACGGCAUCGAAGUGCUCACCUACCUCGUCGACCGGCUCGGCACCGACUUCCGCCCCUACCUGCAGACAGUGUUGCCGAUAGCGCUCGACCGGCUCGGCGACGCGAAGGACGCGGUGCGCGAGAAGUCGCAGCUGCUGGUGCUGAAGCUGCUCGAGCGCAACGUGAUCGCGCCGCAGCAGCUGCUCGAGAAGCUGCAGCCGGGAUUUGCGCACAAGAACGCCAAGAUCAGGGAGGAGGUGCUGCGUUGUCUAGUUAAUACGUUGAACGAGCACGGAGCCCACUCUCUCACCCUCACCAAAUUCAUCCCGGACAUCGUGAACCUGCUCUCGGACCCCGCAGCCACCGUACGGGACACCGCCUUCAACACCUUGGUCGACCUCUACAAGCACGUGGGCGAGAAGCUGCGCAUCGACUUGCAGCGCAGGAACAUCGUGCCGCAGGCGAAGUGGCCGGUGCUGGCCGCCAAAUUCGACGAGGCCAAGAACCGAGGCGAGCUGUUGCCGGGUGCCGUGAAGAGUAUCGACUUAUCUUCUGACGAACCAGACAGAGUCCUGAUGGCUAAACCGAUGGUACCGUUGAAAAAACCGGUACUUGGCAGUGCUGUCAAGCAGAGGGCUAUGGUAACGCCCAGUAGUGCAAAUAAUGCUCUCAGCCGUGUCGGUUCCAUAAGAAAUUCUGCUGCAUCUUCAUCUGGUGCUGUGGAUGAGGAAUAUUUUUUAAGAUCAUUUGACGACUGCCCUACAGUACAAUUAUUCUCCGCCAGGGAGGUUACAGAACAAUUGAAAAAUAUUCAGGAUAUCAUCUCCGAUCCGAAUAAAGAUUGGAACAAAAGAGCGGAUGCUCUGAAAAAAAUCAGAUCUCUGAUCGUAGCAGGAGCGAUGGGCUACGAAGAAUUCCACGUGGGCCUGCGCAGUCUCGACAUGCAUCUGCAAGGAUCAGUGAAGGAUUUGAGGUCGCAAGUCGUGCGAGAAGCUUGCGUGACGAUUUCCUAUCUCUCGCAGAAAUUGGGAAACAAGUUCGACAAGACCGCCGAAAUUCUGCUCCAGCCUCUGAUCAAUCUCAUCCAGAAUUCGGCUAAAAUCAUGGCCACUUCCGGCUUGAUAACCGUCAACAUCAUCAUCCAGAACACUCACAGCUCUCGACUGAUCGGCAUAAUAACGAACAACGCACAGAAAUCCAAGAGCAAAGAGAUCAGACGGGCGUGCUGCGAGUUUUUAGAGUCCAUUUUGAAUAAUUGGCCGAGGCACCCGCUGGAAAGGCACGUGGCCGUUUUGCAGGAGACGAUCAAGAUCGGAAUCGCCGACGCCGAUCCCGAGGCCAGAGUUAGUUCGAGAAAGGCGUUCAAGGGCUUCAGAGACCACUUCCCCGACCACGCGGAGAAUCUCCUGCAAUCGCUGGAGGCGAGCUACAGACGGGCGCUGCAAGGGGAGUCGAUGUCCGCCAGCUCAUCGAACAACAACAUCGCCGGCGGCUUCAAGACGCCGCGGCAGUACGGCAGGUCGGCGGCACCCAGUACGACAGAUUCUGCGCGUAAAGGUUGCAGAAGUAAUUCUGCAAUCGACCUUCAAGCUGCACAGCGAGCAAAAGCAAGAGCACAAUAUUCUGCGAUGGCUAGAACUAAAAUACAAUCUGGUACCGCGAGCCUUCAGGGAGAGGUAGCUCAACAAGCUCGACCUAGAAAAUCUUCAGAUGUCAUAUCUACUGCUUCUCCUGAAAGAAUGGCUAGGACAAGAAAUAGAAACUCCCAAUCACAACCGACGAGUAGAUCGGGUUCUCCCAGCUCGCGUUUGGCCUAUCUGUACCAGCGAGCAGCCGACCACGAUAGUCCCAGGCCGAGGAGGAUGUCUUCAGGCAUUCCCCGAUCGACGCAGGGUUCUAGGGACACGUCUCGAGAAACGAGUCCCAACAGGGGCAACACGAGUUUGACAAGGCUACGGAGGGGGAACGACAGGCCGCCGUUGAGUCCCGCUUCGAGACCGGUGUUGGCACAGAAAAUUCUGCAACAGAGCAGAGAGGCCGAGAAUGCAUUAGCCGACGUUCUCAGCUCGUCGGAUCCCUUCAGGAGUCCCAGAAGGACGUUGCGCUCCAUUGACAAUCAGUCUGACGAAUCCGAGACGUCUAGCGUGUGUUCGGAAAGAUCGGAGCGAUCUUUCGAAUCGUUCAAAAGGCCUUGCGAUGACAUCAACCAAAUUAUGAUGAUGUGCACAAGCACCAACUGGCAAGAACGCAAAGACGGCUUACUCUCCCUACAGUAUUACCUCGCCAACGAAAUCCAAUUGACGGAAGGCGAACUGAAACACCUCACCGAAAUAUUCACCAGAAUGUUCAUGGACUCGCACACGAAAGGCGUAAGCGUCUUCCUGGACACCCUACACGAGGUCAUCAAAACGUACAAGGGCCAAUUGGACUGUUGGUUGUACGUGCUGCUGCAGCGAGUCUUCCUGAAAAUCGGCACCGAGACGCUGAGCUCGAUACAGAGCAAGCUCAUGGCCACCUUGGAUCUGAUCAAGCACAGCUUCCACGUCAAGUCGCUCAUCGGGAACGUUUAUCGGUUUCUGGUGGACGCUACGCAAACGCCGAAUGCGCGCGUCAAGACGGUCGUCAUGAAUUUUUUGAGCUCGCUCUGCACCAACCCGGACGCUGCUCAGUACCUUUCGCAGAAUUUAGCCAAUCAAGCUCUGCUGAAGAUCAUUUCGUUUGCUCAAGACAUGAAGUCCAGUGAGACGAGGCAUGCUGCCAGGCUGUGUUUGGUCGCGUUGUGGAACUGCAACACUCCUCAGGUGACCAUGAUGCUGACGGAACUGCCGAAGGAGACGCAAGACCUCGCCCAGCACGUCGUCCACCACCACAUGCGCAAGAGCUCGACGGGUAGCGAGCCGGGCAGCCCGAUGGCGGCGGCCGGCAGCCCGAAGUGCCUCUCGCCCGGCGUGUCACCGCUCAGGGACGGGCCGGACCAGGAGGAGGUCUACCGCAGCCUCAGGCGGACCACGGCGGAGAUACAGAAUUACAGUUUCGAGACGUCAGGUUCCAAGUUAGAUAGGGAUAGAGAUACGACGUCACAGGACUCGGGUAUAUCGCAAAUGUCCAUCGGCAACGAUGUCGGCAAGGAUGUCAACAUAGAGGAGAGAAUGGAGGAGCUCAAUAUCAGGCCGAACUUCCACAUCAGGUCGGGGCCGAGGUCUUUACCUUAUGCAGCUGUCAAUGGAGUUACAGAGACUGAUUCUAAUGGUUUUAGGAGUUUAGGAGAAAUAAAAGACUCGGAACAAGUCAUAGCAAGCGUCAUAGAAAAAUGUUUAAUAGAUGUACCCAUAUCAAAAGAGGAAAAGAAAAAAUUGCUCUAUCAGUUAUACGAAAUGAUCAGGAGUGGCCAAGUUGAACACGUCAAGAAGAACUUCAAGAAAAUCCUUCGUUUGCUGAUCGACAAUUUGAACGAAAAAGAAGAUGCCGGUAUUCAAGUUGCGGUUUUGCAAAUUCUCAGGGCCGUUUUCGAGGCUCCGAAUAUGAAACCUUGUUGGAGCAACUUUGUAGAAUUGUUGAUUAUGAGGGUACUGGAUGCGCACACUGUAGAGAAAAAAGAGGUUAUGAAGGAGGCCGAAGCGACCGCCGCCGCGAUGGUGGUCUGUCCGUUCGAGACGGUGGUCGCCACCCUCGCCCCCUUCAUCAGGACGAGUCCCUAUCCGGCCCUUUUGGGGGCCAUCAAGAUGCUCACCAAGCUGAUCGAGGCGAAUCCCAACGAGGUCACCGACGAUCAUCUGACCAAAAUCAUGACUGGACUGGUCAAUGCGACAGACCAUCAAGAAAGCCCCGUGAGGAAAAGCUCGAUAUUCUGUAUGGUGGCCUUGUACAAGGCCGUAGGCGAAGAGCGAUUGACGACGCACAUCAGCCACCUGCCCGGCAGCAAGGUGAAGCUGCUGCGGCUGUACAUCAGCCGAUCGGAGACGGUCGCCUCGGUGCCCACUAGUCCGAAGAACAACAACAACGGCAGCUAG
Molecule: messenger RNA, 4191 nt
Organism: Phaedon cochleariae (mustard beetle)
Lineage: Eukaryota; Metazoa; Arthropoda; Insecta; Coleoptera; Chrysomelidae
Source: the annotation of a GenBank genome assembly